Porites evermanni is the source of this 1206-nucleotide messenger RNA. NCBI's taxonomy places the organism in Eukaryota, Metazoa, Cnidaria, Anthozoa, Scleractinia, Poritidae. The record is from the annotation of a GenBank genome assembly.
AUGUCAGUGAAUUCCCCGUCAAAUACUAGUCAAGGAAGCGCCGAUAUUUGGUUGAUUUACGGACGUGAAGAAGCAAUCAUACAGACUGUAUUUCUUGGCUUCAUUAUUCUUUUUGGCGUUGCUGGGAACUUAUAUAUAUGCAGCGUUGUUUACAGAAACAAGAACUUGAGAAAUCCAACGUUUGUUUUUCUCGCUAACUUAGCUGUGGCAAAUAUUGGUGCUCUCACGUUAUGCACGCCAUUUCCUGUCCUCAACAGUAUUCGAAGAAGAUUUGCGCUGGGAAGACACUGGUGUAUUAUAAAUGGCUUUCUAAACAACUUCUUUUUCUGCAUUUCAAUUCUCACAUUGUCCUUAAUCACCUCCCAGAAUUAUUUCUCAGUUGUAAAACCCCCGUUUUGCUCAUGGUUGCAUAUCACGCCGAGAAACGCAAAGUUUCAUUUGGUUGGCUUGUGGACUCUUUGCUUUUUAUUUUCGCUGCUUUCCCUAGGCCCGUUCGAGAGUUGGAACUAUAUUGUUUUUAACCCAACCACGGCACAUUGCGGGCUGGCGUUUCCUAACAGCUUGGGAGAUAAAUUAAAAUUGACGUUUCUCGCCUUGGUCGGAUUUAUUAUACCAGUUUCUGUUAUGUCGUUUGGCUACACGCGAAUAUAUUGCAAAGUACGUGCGCACGAAGAGAGACUGAACCGAAACUCGACAGAAGGGCCGAGAAUAGGUACUUUGACUAGAAAACUUGCGGUGACUCUGUGUCUGAUGUUUGGUACAUUCGUCAUCUGCUGGUUGCCGUUUUUUCUACUCAUUGCCCUGGCGGUCGUAUUCGACAACGCAUCACAACUACCGUGGUUACUGGGAAGAAUUGCAUAUUGGAGUGGCUACCUUAAUUGUGCCAUCAAUCCAACCUUAUAUUGUUUGCGAUCAUCUGCGUUUAAGGAUGUCAUCCGUCGGUCUUCGACAUCCACUGGGGAAGUGACAAAGAAGUUUUCGAUACCGAACAGACGCAGGAGAGCAUUUUCUCUCCCAACAAUGCCAGCAAACUUUAAUGCUGGCGCUGCCAAGCGGGUUGAUAGACAAAGCUUUCCUCAAAUCGAAUGCGAGAGAGCAUCUGAUCUUCGUCUUGGGCAAAAUUUUAGAUCUGAGGUUGCUCGCUUGCGGGCGUACUCCUGCUCGGGAUAUGAAAUUAAAGAAUACGCGGAAGAGAAUCGAAAAUGA